CUGGAACCAGGGUUCCAUUAAGUCAUCAAGUUUCUUAAAAAAGAAAGAGAGAGAGAGAAAAGUUUGGUCACUGACAGGGAAUGAGUGGUCAAUGCUGAGCUAAUGCUUCCUGUUGCAGCAGGGCAGGGGCUAUAUAUAUAACGUGCCUUUCAUGUUGGGGGGAUGUCAGCAGGCUGCUAGGACACCGGAGCUUUCGCUCACUCCCUUUCUAGCAUCCCAGAUCCCUGGGGUUUCUCACGCCGACCACAAUGAACAAGUUCCUGUGCUGCACGCUUGUGUUCUUGGAUAUCUCUGUGAAGUGGACAAUUCAAGAAACCUCUCCUCCAAAGUACCUCCAUUAUGAUCCAGUAACAUCUCGUCAACUGAUGUGUGACCUGUGCCCUCCAGGAACCUAUGUAAAACAGCACUGUACAGCUGCAAGAAAGACUGAAUGUGCACCAUGUCCAGAUCAAUACUAUGCAGAGGACUGGAACAGCAACGAUGAAUGCCAGUACUGCAACACAGUGUGCAAAGAGCUGCAAUAUGUAAAGCUAGAAUGCAACAGUACACAGAACCGCAUCUGUGAAUGUAUCGAAGGGAGAUACCUUGAUCUAGAAUUUUGUUUAAGGCACACAGAAUGUCCUCCUGGAUUUGGUGUUGUACAGCCAGGCACCCCUGAGAGUGACACCAUUUGCAAGAGAUGUCCAGAAGGAUUUUUCUCAGAUGAAACUUCAUCCAAAGCAACCUGCCAAAAACACACAAACUGCAGUGCACUGGGUCAUACAAUAGUACUGAAAGGCAAUGCGCUACGUAACAAUAUGUGCCAUGAAAACACAGACAUGUCAGCUCAAAAAUGCGGAAUAGAUGUAACUCUGUGUGAAGAAGCACUUUUCAGGUUUGCAGUUCCUGAAAAAAUCACCCCUAACUGGCUGAACGUACUAACAGAUGGUUUGCCUGGGACAAAGAUUAAUGCAGAACAUAUAGAAAGGAUUAUACAAAAACAUAGUCCUCAAGAACAGAUGUUCCAACUGUUGAAAUUAUGGAAGCAGCAAAACAAAGAACAGGAUAUAUUCAAGAAAAUCGUUCAAGAUAUUAAUCUGUGUGAAAUUAGUGUCUUAAAACAUAUUGGCCGAGCUAAUCUAAGCUUUGAAAACCUCAACAUUCUGAUGAUGAGUUUACCAGGAAAGAAAGUAGGAAAAGAAGAUGUUCAGCGCACUGUGAAACUAUGCAAACCUACAGAACAAAUUCUAAAGCUUCUCAAUCUGUGGCGAAUAAAAAACGCAGAUCAAGACACAAUGAAGGCCCUAACGCAUGGGCUGAAGCAGCUGAAAACAUACCACUUUCCUAAAAAAACUCUCCAAAGUCUGAAGAAGAUGGUCAAGUUUCUUCACAGUUUUACAAUGUACCAAUUAUACCAAAAACUCUUCUUUGAAAUAUUAGGGAACCAAGUACAAUCAGUAUAAAAAAGAUACAUCUAAUUCAAUAUAUUUUUCCAUUCAUUUUCCACUAUUUCCCCCUAAUUACUGUUAGCAGUAAUUAAUCUAAAACAUUGUCCCCUUAAUAUUGUACCUGACUAUUUAUAUAAAAGUAUGACUGGAAUGACUCUAAGCUCUCAGCAGUGUUCUUAGAGUUUGUUUGUUUGAAUUAUAAAGUGACUUCUGUAAAAGCUAAUCAUUUGAUGACAUUUAGAUCCUGAUCUGUAUCCUUUGGCAUCAGAAAUUCAAAAGUAUCUCUGAAGUCAUUGGGUGAGCAAAGGAAUGUUGAACGUAGCCUAAUACAGUAUUUACUAUUUAUAUUCACUGAGAUAAAGGUUUUUGUUGUACAUAUUUAUUAACUUAAGUGGAAAUUAUAUGAGACUUAAAUUUAGAAAGAGAAAAGAAAUACAAACUAUAUUUUCAAAAGAGAUUAAUAUGAUCAAGUAUAUUUUUAAGCCGAAAUUAUGGUAGUAUUUCUUAAUAGAUCCUACCUUCUUUACUUUGUGGCUAUUUUUUUCAAUUGUUACUUAGUUUUACAUGUAUAAGUUGUAUCUUUUGGCAGAAGCUGUUUAAUUUAUCCAAAGAUUUUAACUCAAAUAGUAUGAGAAAUAUACUCUAAAUGACCUGAAUAUUUAAAUAUUCUGUGAGAAAAUGAAUGUACCAUAUUUA
Molecule: messenger RNA, 2123 nt
Organism: Pelodiscus sinensis (Chinese soft-shelled turtle)
Lineage: Eukaryota; Metazoa; Chordata; Testudines; Trionychidae
Gene: TNFRSF11B
Product: TNF receptor superfamily member 11b
Molecular function (GO): protein binding
Source: RefSeq, a predicted model, not a curated record